AUGCGCCACACGCUCCGGCGGUCGUGCUCUGCAUGCGCAAAGUCCAAACACAGCUGUGAUCUUGGCACUCCCCGCUGCUCCCGCUGUGUCAAACGCAAGGUCCAGUGUUUGUAUGCAAAUGAACCCUUGACUGCCCCUCAAAAGAAGACAAUCAUCCUCCCCCUUGGCACCAGGUUCUCGUCUGUUGAUCCUUUCGAGUCCUACCCGCAGACCAGACUGCCCCGAGGCCACGUCCAGCGUCUCAUUCACAGCUUUCUCCACAAGAUUGCCUUUCAAUACUACCCUCUGGAUCUCAGCCCAACCUCGAACCCCUUUCUGGUGUCUUGGUGGCCCCAAGCGCUCGGUGAUCCAGCCCUGUUUCACGUCUCACUACAGACGGCAUGCCUCGACGAGGAGCUGCUGGCCCAGAGGGGGUUUCAGGCUUCGACGGUGCUCAUGGCUGAUUCAGUGGCAUUGCUGCGCCGAAAGGUCGAAGACUCGGCUCUUGCAGUCCAAGACGGGACCAUGAACUCUGUUAUCACGCUGGCGGCUAUCGAGUUUGGGAAAGGCAACACGAGGGUUAGUGAGAUGCAUGUGGCUGGAGUCAAGAGACUGGUCGACCUACGAGGCGGCAUCAGCUUUGUAAGGCGAACGAGUCCACUUACAGCGAGGAUGGUCAGUUGGGUAUCACUGCUCGUCAUGGGCCAUCCACAAUUCGACACUCAAGACGACGCCGGCAUUGGAGACGGCAUACCUCCAAUACCAGAAUGGCGGCUGGACUUGCCCAUUCUCGAGGACCAACUUGGCAACCUCAAUAUCGACCAUCCCGUCAAGAACGUUCUCACACGCCUUCGCUGCGUUUUUGAACGGGCACAAUCCGCCCCAUUCCCCAACACACGACUGCACGACCUCACAUGCUUUGCAGUACACCGUCUCUUGCUCACCGCCGCUGGGGCCCAUGUAUCAUCGCCCGCGACCGAGUGCAUCCGUUACGGCAUUGUUCUCUACAUGUUCAUCAUCCAGGGGCCAACCUACUUCUCCCACGCCGCGCUCAUGAACAAACUAGUCACCAACCUGAGGCAACACCUCGAGCAGCAGCAAUUCGAGUUCGCAGCACACCAAGACGUCAACGUCUGGCUUGCCGCAGUCGGGCUGGUAGCCUCCGCCAACAACACGGCUCACUACGAGUGGUUCGCCGAACGAGCACGGGCGGCAUCAGCUUCGUUGCAAUUACGCAGCUGGACCGACACACUAUCUUGCAUCAAGAGGGUGCUCUGGCUCGAGAGGGUACACAGCGAAGGCAUUUUCCGACCACAUUGGGACAUGUUUUUUAUAUCAAGCCACAAUGACGUGACCACUACAGAUAUCAGCCAGCCGACAACGCCCCGUUCACUAGUAGCGAUACGGUCACUGCCAAGGGGAUCACCGCCAGGGAAAAAGCAGAGCGGUGUUGUGACUAGCAGUAUGGAUGUCAUAGGUUUUGGGUAG
Podospora anserina S mat+ is the source of this 1467-nucleotide messenger RNA. RefSeq lists its product as uncharacterized. NCBI's taxonomy places the organism in Eukaryota, Fungi, Ascomycota, Sordariomycetes, Sordariales, Podosporaceae. The transcript has 3 exons. The coding region runs from base 1 to 1467 and encodes 488 amino acids. The record is from RefSeq and is a predicted model, not a curated record. Gene Ontology annotation, biological process: regulation of DNA-templated transcription. Gene Ontology annotation, molecular function: DNA-binding transcription factor activity, RNA polymerase II-specific; zinc ion binding.